AUGAUAUAUUCAUCACCAACAUUGUUAUCAUUACUAAUAUUGUUGUUGACAUUAUCCAGUUUCCAGGCAACACCAGUUUUGAAAUCAACUGAUGAAUCAGCAUUGGAAUGGUUCAUAUGGCAGUAUCAAUUGGAUUGGAUAAUACCUGAACAAACAACAAAUGUUCAAUGUUCAUCAUUCCAACCUGAUACAUCAUUGUUGAAGUGCUCAGAUGAUGGAACCGACCAAUUCAUCACUUCACUUAAUAUUCAAUCAUCUAGUAUUGUCAAUCAUGAUAAUAUUACAGAACCAGUUUGGGAUCGGACUUUAACCAACUUGACCAGUUUCAAAUUGAAUGUAGAGAAUCCCCUGAUGAACAAAACCGAAUCAAUAUUCACAAUACUCGAUGGUCCAUCCUACAAGAAUGUUCUCAAGGAUUUAAUUGUCAUUGGACAUACCAUGAACUUUACAUUCCCCAACUCUUUCUCCAAGAUUGAAGGACUUGAGAACUUGGAACUUGAGGAUUUAACAAUUGUUGGCGAUGGUUUACCAGCCACUAUAUUUGCACCAUCACUAAAGAGUGUUCAAAUCAGUGGACUCCAGUUUGUUCUGCCUCCAUACUAUGAAGGAAAUCCACUUUAUUUCCCAUUCGAUGGUGAUCUAUUCACUCAGUUGACAUUUUUUGAUAUUGAGUUUCCUUCCAUUUCAAUGAUUUAUUCAAUCUCAUUGAACCAACUACCUGCUGUCAAAGACUUCCGAAUGAAGGGAAGAUUCUCGGAGGGAUUCAAUAUUUCCAGUGUUACCUUGGAGGAAUUAACACUCAUCUCACUCAACACUGAAGCAAUUACCAAUGAGAUUGGAAUUUAUACAAUGCCAUCUUUAACCAAGUUAACAUUUACAAAGUUCAAAUUAAGUGUUCCAUUCGAUCUUGGAGUAGGAUUCCCAGAGUUGAGAGAAGUAUAUUUUGAUCGAACCAUUGGGAGAAUUGCCAAUGCAACCAACUUGAAUGUCCUAUCUGUAACCAAUAGUGAUAUGAGUGUGUUCCCACCACAGGAUUGGUUCCAGAGUAAUUGUACCCUUCAUCUAUCCAAUAAUCAACUGGCAGGUGUUAUACAAGAUUAUACCACUCUAGUACCAUUCAAUAUGUUUAUCGAUGGAAACAUCAAUGUCAAUGGAGCAGUACCAGAUUGCCUGUGUGGAUUGCUAAGCUUCAACUUUAGUGGUACAUCAUUGACAACUUUCCCCGAUUGUUACAAUUGCUACGCCGACAAUUUCAAAGACCGACUACCAUCAACCAUGCAGAUACCAACAGAUUUUUCAUGCAGUGUCACCAUUGAGAAGUCAUCAUUUUAUUCUGCUACUCCAGUCGACUCAAUCACAAUCAGAGGUACCAAUCUUGGUUUUGGUGACGAGACCUUGGCUCCUCUACAAAUGGUGAUUCCAAACUCAGUAUUUGUUUUACCAAUCAACAAGUCAUUGAAUGGACAGAUGAACGUUACAUUCUCAUCAAAGUUCUCAACUAUUAUUAAGUGGACCAAUGAUAUAACUGAUGUGAUUGAUGCAAUGGCAUUGUACGCUCAGAAGAAUCUAUCAUUGUCUGUUUAUGGUACUUUUGGAACUGACUAUGUCUACACUGCGGGUGUCAAUGAAUAUCCAUGUGAUGGAGUAUCAGUAUCACCUCAGAUGUUGGUAUGUCAGAUACCCACAUUCCUUCCAACCAAGAGUCCAUCCUACACCGUAUGGAUCCAGACACCCUACCAAAGGAUUGAGAUUGUCAAAACCAUGAACAACAUGAACUACAUUAUUGUAACAUCAUGUUCAUCAAUAUCAACAAAUGGAGGAUAUAUCGAGUUUUAUGGAUCAUUUGGUGAUGGUGCCGAUCCCUCAAACCCGAAUAGACAGACAGCAGCAAGUAUGAGGAAGUUGAUGAGUGUCAACAAUGAGUUCCCAGUACCAGUAAUCAUUGUGAAUGAUGUACCAUGUACCAAUCAAACUAUCAACAGUACAGUAGUAACAUGUCAUGUCGAAGGAGGACUACGCAAGGGUGUUGCCAGUCUCAAGUUAACAAUUGGAGAGUUCACCUUUGAUUCAAAGUCAUUGGUAGUUGUUGAAUCAAAUGCUAAUGAUGAUUGUGGAGAUGAUUGUAAUAAGAAUGGAUUGUGUAUCAAUGGCAAAUGUCAAUGUGAUGAAGGUUAUGGUGGAUACUAUUGUGAGUCCAAAUGGGAUACAAGUAUGGUUAUGGUUCAGAAUGCCAAACAACCUGCGACAGAGAUGAAGUCAACGACAUCAUCAUUGGAGUUCAAUAUUAUUGCCAUCCAAGAACUUAACCCAUCUGGAUCACUUGUCAAAGAGUUGCUACUCAAGGAUUGGACAUCUACCUCCUCGACCAACGCAACCCUCAGCUCAUACAUCUACACACUCAACAUCAACCAGCCACAAGUAUCCAUCACAUUUGAACUCUCAUCACAAACCAGGACUGUGGAGUUUGCUGGCGUCACCAAGACCUACGGACCCAACUCACUCAAGGUGUCAAUGUCGAUCAACAACUGGGUGUUCAAGACCAAUCUCAACAAUCUUCGUGUGUUGAUGCGUACCAAUGCAACAUCGUCGGUCAGUGAUUCGUGUGGCAGUGACUUCUUUGCCGGAAAGGAUGAGAACGACAAUGUGGACUACAUCAAGAUCACCAAGGAUGGCACUGCAUACUAUGGUCAGUUCAUAUCGUUUGCCAUAUCUGAUGGCCGUCCUGCCUUCUCCAAGACCGAGGUGGUCAACAGCUCGUCAGAGACAGGUAUGGCAUUCCUGGGCAUCUACCUACCACAAUGUACCAACUGCACAUUGGAUCCAAGCUUCUCUGCUUUGCUGGAUGUCCAAUCACAGCCUGGCAACUGCCAGACCAAGUCCAGCAUAUACUGGAAGAUUCCAGUCAUCGUUGUAUGUGUGAUCGUUGGUGUGAUUGGUAUUGUGGCAGGCACAGUACUCAUUGUCCGCAAGAAAUUGAAUGGACGUAGAGUUGGUGAUGUCGUCAAGAUGAAGUUCCUAACAAGGAACAACUCAAGGUAUUAUGUUCGCUGA
Acytostelium subglobosum LB1 is the source of this 3051-nucleotide messenger RNA. RefSeq lists its product as hypothetical. Bases 1 to 3051 code for a protein of 1016 amino acids. The record is from RefSeq and is a predicted model, not a curated record. The transcript has 14 exons. Lineage: Eukaryota; Evosea; Eumycetozoa; Acytosteliales; Acytosteliaceae.